AUGCAGUAUACUGGUACUACCCUUCCCACCGUCGUCGCCCCCGUCAGCGCGGUGCGGGCGUCUGUCGACGAGAAAGUACUCGAUGAGAAGCCCCAGGUUGGCACCAAUGCCUCAGAAAAGGCUGUUACUGAAGACGGCCAUGCGGUACUUCAAGGUCUCGUCAUCCCAACCGAGGAGGAGAAGUCUACGCUAAGGCGUGUUGCUGGCAAGAUGCCGGCGACUUGUUAUUAUCUCUGCGCUGUCGAGUUCGCCGAACGGGCUUCUUAUUAUGGAUGCAACCAGGUCUACAAAAACUUCAUCAGAGCCCCCUUACCUCCCGACGGCAACGGCAGUGGUGCUACAGCUCCCGGGUCCGAAUAUACUGCCGGAGCUCUUGGUAGGGGUUCGGUAGUAGCCACCGCUAUGACUGAAGCAUUCAAGUUCUUAGCAUAUGCGCUGCCGAUUUACUUCGGUUGGCUCGCCGACACUAAGUACGGCCGCUUCAAGAUGAUUUGCUGGGGUGUUGCAGCCACGCUAUCGGCCCCUUUGCUCUAUCUUUAUGACAUGCUCUCAAUUGGUGCUGCUCAGUUUAAACCCAAUAUUUCCCCUACCGUGAUCGACCAGAGCCCUCAUAAAAUUGCUCAUGUCAUCACCGACAAGAACGGGGAGAAGGUUAUCGUGGACCCUGAGGAAUCUGUCAACAGUGUUAUGCUGUGGUUUUACCUGCUCAUUAAUCUCGGCUCUUGUUUCGGCAUUGCGACGACCUAUUUGGCUAAGCUUGUUGGAUAUUGGUCGGCAUACUUGAUCCCCACGAUUUUGUACCUGAUGCUUCCACCACUACUAUGGUACUUGAACCCGCGCCUUAUAAAACAACCUCCAGGAGGUUCAGACUUGGGAAAUGUGUUCAGGGUCCUCGGUGAUAUCUUUACUCAUGGUGGUUUGAAGCGUAUUGGCCGUACAGGAUUUUGGGAAGCCGGCAAGCCAAGUGUGCGCAAAGCCGCAGGCAGCACGAAAGUAUACACAUACGACGACCACUUCGUUAACGAUGUUCGAAGGACCUUCCAAGCUUGUGGCAUCUUCCUCUUUUCGCCUAUAUGGCAAAUCAACGACGGUGGUCUUGGUGCCGCUGCCAAUGCCCUCACUGCUGGAAUGGAUACUAAUGGUCUCCCCAACGAUCUCUUGGACAAUCUAAACGCCGUCUCUAUUGUCCUAGCGGUACCUUUUAUGAACCAUGUCAUCUACCCGCUUCUACGCAAACGCGGUAUUAAAUGGGGUCCCAUUUCUCGAAUGACCUUCGGGUUCGCGCUUGGUACAAUCGGCUCGAUCGGCUAUUCUAUCCUUCAGUACUACGUGUAUAAGACUUCACCAUGCGGCUGGAAUGCUACGACAUGUGCUGAGAUCGUCCCUGUCGGUGAGGUUUCGGUUUCUACCGUUUCCUACGCCUGGUACGCAGUCCCCGUUAUAAUCACUGCUGUUUCGGAAAUCUUCGUGAACGUCACUGCCUACGGUAUUGCCUAUUCGCGGGCUCCUAAGAACAUGAAGGGUCUUGUCGCUUCAAUCAAUCUUUUCAUGACGGCCAUCUCCGCCGCCAUCGGCCUUGCCACCGCACCGGCCAUCAGCGACCCCUAUCUCAUCUGGGCGUUUGCUGGACCAACCAUUGCCGGUGCUGUACUUACCGUUGUCUUCUGGUUUACGUUCAAGCAUAUCGACAAAGAGGAGUUUGUCCUCAAUUCUGACCUUGCUGAUUUAAAGAAGGACUCGGAACGCGAAAGCGACGAAGAGAAAGCCUCCCAACCGAAGUCAAUCGACGAGAAGAAAUCAUAGAGCCUAGACUAUGCACCAGAGAUAGAUCUGAAUCAUGUAUACUCUUUUGUUCGGAGAUUUACCUCGAAAUAUUUAGACAGGGAAACGUAGCAUAGUGAAAUAACAAGAUAUCUGACGUAAGUGAACCACGAGUAGAUAUCAGCCCAUUAUUAGAACACGAAUGCACUCUUAAUAGCAUAUAUUGCCUAGGUAGGUAGUAUUUUAUGCAAAGGACUUCCUUACUCAAUAUUGGGUUGGAGUAUACCUACCUAUGUACCAGGUAGAUAAGCACAGGUCCGUCAGCUGUUGCUAGCAAUUCCUGCCAAGACCGGAAUCUAGCCGAGUUAACGAAGUACAUGGCAAUUCUGACAAUCCUAUUGGUGUAAUACAAGGGGUUAUUAGACCGAAAAGAAAGGGGAGGCGGGGGCUAAAACUGGAGGAACGCGGCAGAGCCUCAUUGUGCCUCAGCUAAGAGCAAAUAUUUGUGAAAUUUUCAAAA
This is a messenger RNA of Daldinia decipiens, 2281 nucleotides long. RefSeq lists its product as uncharacterized. Gene Ontology annotation, molecular function: dipeptide transmembrane transporter activity. Lineage: Eukaryota; Fungi; Ascomycota; Sordariomycetes; Xylariales; Hypoxylaceae. The record is from RefSeq and is a predicted model, not a curated record. The transcript is spliced from 5 exons. Gene Ontology annotation, biological process: transmembrane transport. Gene Ontology annotation, cellular component: membrane. Bases 1 to 1803 code for a protein of 600 amino acids.